GUUCAGCGCAUUGGCAAUGUAAUCCCAGGUACGACAGGAACUGGCGAUCAGUUCCGUUUCGGGCAGCAGCCAAGUUGCAUCGCAAGCAGCCGUGCCGAUAACAACCAACCAUGUCGAAGUUUGCGGCCUAUCCCGUGGACAAGAACGUGAAGCAGUACGACGAGUACAAGUUCACCCUGCCCCAGGUGUACCGUGAGGUGGCCAAAGAGGAACUGCGCGAGGAUGACGCCGUGCGUGAGAAAGCACUCGGCGAAAUGCGCACCUGGAUCGUGAACAAUCCGCACAUCCGCAAGUGUCGCAUGGAUGCAAAGUUCUUGCUGCGGUUCCUGCGCUUCCGGCAGUUCUCCGUACCGAUGGCUUGCGAAGCGCUGGAGCAGUAUUUGACGAUGCGCGAAAUGUAUCCGAGCUGGUUCAAGAAGCUGGACAGCAGCAGUGAAAAAAUGAAGGAACUGUUCCUGUGCGGUGCUACCUCGAUUGUGGGGCAGGACAGCAACGGUCGCACGGUGGUGUUCUUCCGCAUCGCACGCUUCGUGCCGGAGAUGUUCGAACCACCGACCGGUGGGGUGUUUAUUGCGCUGCUGAUCGAGGCCAUGCUCGAAUGGGAGGAGGUACAGAUCGGCGGGCUGCAGGUGAUGGUGGACUAUACCGAUAUGGAUCUGAAGCUGUUCGAGAAGUGGAGCUCGUCCGAGCUGAAGCUGAUCAUGGAAGCUUACACGCGCUGGUACCCGAUGCGGUACCACGAUACGCACGCGGCCAAGCUCCCGAAGAAAGCGUUGCCCGUGAUCGAGAAGAUUCUGUCCUUCACCAACCCGAAGAUCCGGGAACGGAUCAAUUGCUACGCCAACGUGUCCGAGAUGGAGCAACACUUUGAACCUUCGAUGGCACCGAAGGGCUACGGUGGCAGUGUGGAUCUGGAUGGUGACGUGAAUCCGGCCGUGUGGAAACGCAUCGAACAGCAGCGGGAUGUCAUCCUUGGGCUGGAUCGCAUGGAGAUCGAUUACGAUUACUAUGCACCGAUCUGGGACGAACAGAAUGCGGCGCUAGCGAUCGAGACUCCUUCGGUGUGAAGCGUGACGCUAUGCAUUCGUACCCGGAAUAAAUUCGAGCAAUUUGGGGCCA
Messenger RNA from Anopheles stephensi (Asian malaria mosquito), 1119 nucleotides. RefSeq names its product alpha-tocopherol transfer protein-like. Lineage: Eukaryota; Metazoa; Arthropoda; Insecta; Diptera; Culicidae. The record is from RefSeq and is a predicted model, not a curated record. Bases 111 to 1067 code for a protein of 318 amino acids. The transcript is spliced from 2 exons. Gene Ontology annotation, cellular component: membrane. Gene Ontology annotation, molecular function: phosphatidylinositol bisphosphate binding.